AAAUUGCAACAUACUGAGAAAGUAUAGAGCAACCGCAUAUGUUUAUUGUUUUGAUACGCAAACAGAACUGAGUCGUAAGUGGAAAAUAUGGGAUUGUGAAGGUGCCGCAGGAUACACACAACUGAAAGGAUUUUGUUCUACGAAUUGCCAAAAGUGAAAUUAUUAUUAUAAGCUACUACACUACACUGCAAAAGCCAUGGGUCAAGCCCAUAGUUUGGCAGAUUCCCUGCCGGAUGUUGAUAGUGUUCACAUGCAAUUGGUGCGUCACACAAAAGUUUUGUCAGAAAUCAAUUCCCUGACCUAUGAGGAAUUCAAAACUUGCUUGGGAAAUUUAAAUGCGUUAUCCCGCAAAUGCAUAGACCCCAAUGGUAAGCAACUGGUGUUUUUGGUGAAAAGUGGCACGGACACAUCUCUAUUGUGGAAGGCAACUGUGAAGAUAGCCUGCGUAAAAGUUAAUCCCGAAACACGACAAAUCGAUUCAUACAAAUUUCUAAAUCUGAAGCAAUUUUUGUGUGUUUUCAAAACAUUCCAAGCCCAUUUGGAAAGUCUGGUGAGCAGUGAAAUUCAAAGGGAGCAAAGACGUGAUUCUCAAUCAACACCAGAAGAUGAGGAACCGUCUCGAUGUUCUUCGUCACAACUACAUCCACUACCAUCACAAUUCACAACUUCAAUGUUUAUGGGUGCAUUGGGUAAUAGUACAGAUAGUACAGGUGGAGGCAGUGGCUUAAGCAGCCCCUCAGUAUCGACAUGUGUCCAUAAUGACCACAUAGAUGAGUGUUCAAUAUGUUUGGAUAGACAAACAGAAGUAAUCCUGCCCUGUACACACUCCUUCUGUACUCCAUGCAUAGAACAAUGGAAUGUUAAUAACAAAACUUGUCCCAUAUGCUGUGAAACUUUGGAAAGUACAGAUGAAACAUGGGUGAUGUCGAAUAUACCAGAAGUUGAGGAAAUCAACGAAGAAAUAUGCGCUGGAUUUAUGAAUUUGGCCAAAGAGCAAUAGAGAAUUACAACAGUUGUUCUUGUCCUCUCAAUAAAAUGACAAGUUUACUAAUAGUACAACCUACCUAUGAGCAAUUUGGCAAUAAUAUUCAAGUUUUCAAAGACUGGAUAACAUCAAUGGUAUUUUUAAUAUAUGUAAAUGGUUUUUUAAAAAAGCAAAAGGCCCUAUUUCACAUAAUCAUGACAUUAUGGUUUAAAGCCAUAACCUACAUAUUUUUAAAUUUUAUACCCAUUUCGACAUUAUAUAAAUUAUUUGUAUGAAUCUUGGAAAUAAACAAAGGCAAUUUAAAACCACACAGGCAGAGAUAAAAAGGCGUUGGUCAAAAUUGACGGCUUCGACUAUCAGUGCUUCUCUAAAACAACUUCUCUUGGUGUCUAGUUUAUAUGCCAAAAUAUACGAAAAUGUAUGCUAUAUUUCAAAAAUAAUAUCUUACUUAUGAGAAGAUUUGUACUGAGGCCAAAGCUUAGAAGAAUAUUGAGUUUUGGGAAAAAUAUAAAGAAUGCUUCUCCUUUUUUAUUAUUGUUUCAAGCUUUAUAAUAACAAAAAAUUUGGUUUGACUAUGUAUGUGAUUAUUGGCCGAACAACGAAAUGUAGCCAUAUCAACGUCCAAAUAGGAAUUUUAUUCAUCUUAGUAUCUCGAUGUGAAUUAUUAAUUUAGCUAAUCUUUUAAGUAAAUGUUGUAAGCUUAGGUAAAACAAAGUAAUUUGGUAUCCAGUCAAUGUUUUGUUCUAAAUGUGUUACUUCUGUAAACCCUUUGCUUUAUAAUAAUUAUUAUUUUCCCUAAUUUAAGAAUAAAUCUUGUUAAAUAGUUUAUAGUUAUAUAAAAAAAAAUUGUGAAUCUUAUAUACCCUUCAUCCUGUGGAUCAUGUUCGGCAAGUUCUCCAUAGUAGUUGCCAAGUCAGUAUAAACGGUUUCUCCUAAUAAACAAGUUUUAGAUGCAUAAUUUGAUCAAGCAUGAUGCUUCCAACUUUCCCUCUUACAUAACGUUUUUCCUUUUUAUUAGAAUUCCACAUCACUGAUAAUUUUUUUAUAUCCUACACAACCACUGCGGUACUGGGUGUUAUUAUCUAGUCCAUUUGUUUGUAGCAGUCAAAAGGAGAAGAGGGGCACCAACCCAUUGAUUGUUAUAUCGAUCGUCUCUGAAUCACUUCCCGAAACGAUUUUUUUAUUUAUUUUCUAAAUGUUGUUAUUUUAAUGGCUCGAUUAUGGAUGCCAACUAACAUGCAGUUGAAAUGUCAUCUGACACGCAACCAAAAUAAAAAAGCUAAAAGUUAUGAAAUUUCCAAAAAAAAAACAAAAAAAAACAAAAAAAAUAUUUUUAAUUAAAGCACUGUUAAAGAAUUUUUUCAUGUAAAUGUUCAUUUUGUGUCGCCGUUUGGUGCCAAAAUUUCUUUAAGACUUAAGAACUUGUCUAUUGAAUUUAGAUCCAUGUUAAUUUCCUGCGUAUUCUUGGUCCACAACAUGCUUUGUUAAGAUUUCUUAUGUUAAGUGGCAAUUUUAUUUUUAUCUUGCUUUAAAAUAUCUUCACACCACCAACUAUUCUCCCGGCUAUGUUUUUUUGUUUCAACAACUGGCACAACACGAGCAGCAUUUGGGUUUUCCCCAUUUAUUCUUAAAUUACGAAUUGUUGAUUUGUGGCGCUUUGACCACGGUGAAGCUUAAAACACCUACUCAUAUGUUAUAUAGAAACAAACGAACAAUUUAUACUAAACCUGACAGAUCUACUAUUUCCUGCACGUGAUGACUAUGAGCACCACACAGUCUAGAACUUUGAGCUCCGAUCUAUGUCCAUCGUCACCACGAGAAGCUCAUAUGAGGGCUACGGCAUCCACAGGUGGCAGAUCGGGAAUGUUCAAUACGGAAUAGCUGCAACUGCAGUCGCGGACAAUUAGCGGUAUCGAGUGGAGUAUCAGAGAAAGGCAGGGCGGCAACGGCUCUUGCAUGAAUACUGAGUAUGACAAGGCAAGCUAUUGGAUCCUUUAAAUAACCAAUGGCCAUAACGUUCCCGUAGCUACCGGUCGUAUGGACCGGAACGAACUUGCUCAACGAUAAGAGCUAGACAAGGAUUGCUACCUCCACAUACAAAUGUGGCUACAACAACGGAGCAACUACAAAAAAGUGGUUGCCGAAAAAUCGCACUUAUAGCAACUUCAGUUGAAUGUCAUCCGUAAUGUAUAUUUUUCAACUAGCAAUCAUAUAAAAUAAUAUUUUUUCUUAAUAAUAUUUUUAAGAAAAAAUAGUUUUUUUAUAAUUUUUUUUUCAUAAGAUGAACUGUUAAUCAAUUCUAAAUGUAUAACAAUAAAAUAUUUUAUAAAAGCUAAAUAUUUUAUUGAAUGAUUUGUCCCCAAAAUUUGAUAAUUAACCCUAUACUUUUAAAGUAAAUGGCACAAAACUUGAAAAUUAAUUUAUACUAACUAGAAUUAUUUCUGUUCCAUAAAGUAAUAACUUGUUUUUUUGAUGUCUUGGACACAUCUAUGGUGCAUGGAGUCCCAAUAAGAUCCUGGCAUCUCUCUACAGGGUGAUCCUGGGAUAGCUUUAAACGGAUUUUGUGUCUGGCUUUACACAUUGCGUUCAAUGGCUAUUCCGCAUUUGGAAUUUAGUUCUCUUUAACAUAAUAUCAAUGUCUCCCCAUGUUCAAUGGGAUUGAGGACAGGAAACUGAGCAGGUCACAGCUUAAUCUGAACCCCAUUGACCCGAAACCACCCCUUUCCAAUUUACUAGUAUGUUUCCGAUCAUUAUCUUGUUAGAAUGCCAAUGUCAGAAUCAUAUU
Molecule: messenger RNA, 3770 nt
Organism: Stomoxys calcitrans (stable fly)
Lineage: Eukaryota; Metazoa; Arthropoda; Insecta; Diptera; Muscidae
Product: RING finger protein 141
Exons: 4
Coding region: 197-1000 (267 amino acids)
Biological process (GO): protein autoubiquitination
Molecular function (GO): metal ion binding; ubiquitin-protein transferase activity
Source: RefSeq, a predicted model, not a curated record